Capsicum annuum is the source of this 520-nucleotide messenger RNA. Its product is annotated as glycine-rich RNA-binding protein GRP2A. The record is from RefSeq and is a predicted model, not a curated record. Lineage: Eukaryota; Viridiplantae; Streptophyta; Magnoliopsida; Solanales; Solanaceae. Bases 85 to 357 code for a protein of 90 amino acids. The transcript has a single exon.
UAUAAGAGGUACCUUUGAGUUUAUUUUGUAAUUUAUAAGAGUGAUCAUAGAUCAAAUAUCAACUACGUACUACGAUAGUGUAAAAUGCCAGGUGGUAAAGGUGGAGGCGGUGGCGGUGGUAAGGGCGGGGGUGGUGGCGGUAAAGGUGGAGGAGGUGGUGGUAAAGGUGGAGGAGGAGGUGGUAGUGCUAGUUCUAAAGGUGGUGGUGGCGGCGGCGGCGGCUCUGCCAAGGGAAGUGGCGGCGGCGGGUCCAUGAAGGCGCCAGGUGGCGGUGGAGCAUAUAUUUCAAGGGGUGAAUUUCAGAGUAACCCACAGGGUUACUUCUCUGAUCUACACUCUGCACAAAAGGGAAAAUAAUCUGUGCUUUAGCUAAAUAAAAAUAUGUCUAAUAUUAGUCUGUUAAUUAAUUUCCUAGGGUGUUUUUUUGUUUUAUUAUUAUGUUGUUUUGGUAGAUUUUACUUAUGUAUUAUGAAUAUUAUGUAUUUUUUCUUUUUUAUAAUAAAUCUGGAGUAUUUUGGUA